Messenger RNA from Phyllostomus hastatus (greater spear-nosed bat), 2654 nucleotides. It is a transcript of the gene C8B, whose product is annotated as complement C8 beta chain. Bases 58 to 1908 code for a protein of 616 amino acids. The record is from RefSeq and is a predicted model, not a curated record. Lineage: Eukaryota; Metazoa; Chordata; Mammalia; Chiroptera; Phyllostomidae. Gene Ontology annotation, molecular function: protein binding. Gene Ontology annotation, biological process: immune response. The transcript has 12 exons. Gene Ontology annotation, cellular component: membrane attack complex.
AAGGGGUUCUUGUCACUGGUCUGUUUGUACUGCUGAGCUGUUUGCUCUGUGGGACGGAUGCUGGCGGCCAUGCUGCCUGUGCAGGCUGUUCAUGGAUCCGGGCGCCUCGGCUGGAUGUCCUGUUGCAGAGGGGAAAUGAAGAUGUCCAGGACAUGGGCUUGCGGGGUGCCGGCCGGGCUCUUCCUCCUCUGGGCCGCCCUGGGAUGUUUCUGUGUGCCUGGCUGCAGAGGUGAAAGGCCACCCUCUCUUGAGUCAAAUGCAGUCAAUGGGAGCCUCUCCAAGAGUAGGCAGACACGGAGUGUGGAUGUCACCCUGAUGCCUAUUGAUUGUGAACUGUCCAGCUGGUCCUCCUGGACCAGGUGUGAUCCCUGUCAGAAGAAAAGGUACCGACAUGCCACCUUGCUGCGACCCUCUCAGUUCCAUGGGGACCCAUGCAGAUUCUCUGACAAGGAAGCCGAAGACUGUGUUACCAGUGCACCAUGCCGAAGUCAAGUGCGAUGUGAAGGCAUUGUGUGUGCACAGACAGGGAGGUGUAUAAACCGCAGACUUCUUUGCAAUGGGGACAACGACUGUGGGGACCAGUCAGAUGAGGCAAACUGUAAAAAGAUUUAUAAAAAGUGUUUGCAAGAACUGGACCAGUACUGGGCAAUUGACAAUCUGGCUAGUGGGGUUAAUUUGUUCACAAACAGUUUGGAGGGCCCAGUUCUUGAUCACAGGUAUUACGCCGGUGCGUGCUCCCCUCAUUACAUUCUGAACACGAGGUUUAGGAAGCCGCACAACGUGGAGAGCUACACCCCACAGACCCAAGGCAAAUAUGACUUUACACUGACAGAAUAUGAAUCAUACUCAGAUUAUGAACGUAAUACUUCAAGUUUGGAAACCAGCAAAUCUAGUUUCAGGGUUGGUUUUGGAAUAACUGGAAUAUUUGAAUUUUAUGCUAACUCAGCAAGUGAUAUUCGCAAACAUUUUAUUCAAAGAACCAAACAAUUUGCUUAUACUGGAAGCAAAUUUCUGCACGCACGCUCUGACCUUGAAGUGGCACAUUACAAGCUAAAAUCCCGAAGCCUCAUGCUGCAUCAUGAAUUCCUUCAGCGAGUCAAGCAACUGCCCCUGGAGUAUGGCUAUGGGGAGUACAGAGAUCUUUUCCGUGAUUUUGGGACCCACUACAUCACAGAGGCCGUGCUUGGGGGCAUUUAUGAAUACACACUUGUUCUGAACAAAAAGGCCAUGAAGAAAGCAGGUUAUUCUCUUGCAGAUGUUCAUGCCUGCGCCCAAGCAGGUUUUAAAAUUGGUGCUGCCAUGAAGGUGGUCUACCUCAGUCUUGGUGUGUCACUGGCCACAUGCACGGAUAUUCUGAGGGAAAUAAACGACAGAAACGAGAAUAACAGCAUGGUAGAGGAUUUGGUGGUCCGAGUGCGAGGAGGAGCAAGUGAGUACAUCACCGCCCUGGCGUACAGGGACCUGCCAACAGCAGACCUGAUGCAGGAGUGGGGAGACGCAGUGCAGUACAACCCAGACAUCAUCAAAAUCAAGGCAGAGCCUCUGUAUGAACUGGUGACCUCCACAGACUUUGCCUACUCCAGCACAGUGAAGCAGAACAUGAAGCGGGCCUUGGAGGAGUUCCAGAGAGAAGUCAGCUCCUGCAUCUGUGCUCCCUGCCACGGGAAUGGAGUCCCUGUCCUAAAAGAAUCACGCUGUGAAUGCAUCUGUCCUAAUGGAUUUCAAGGCCAAGGCUGUGAGAUCACCUUACGGAAAAAUGUAACCAUUGAUGGGCAAUGGAAUUGCUGGUCAAAUUGGUCUCCAUGCUCUGGAGGACAGAAAACAAGACAGAGGCAGUGCAACAAUCCACCUCCUCAAAAUGGGGGCAGCCCCUGCCCGGGCCCCGCUUCAGAAACACUCACCUGUUAAAGAAGGGAGAGCAUCUAGCGCUGACAGUGACAUGGGCUGCACACAGUGAGGGUUUGCACCCUAGGGUCUCAGGCAGCUCACCCCACACUAGCUCCCCACUGAGGCCAGCCCAGGACUGAAGGGCCAUGCCAGUCAGGAUGUUUAAAAUAAAGAUUUGUAAAAUGAACAUUGAUUGGAACACAUAGUGAGCUAAGCAAUAAUUUUAGGUUCCUUAAAGGCUUAAUCAUUUUAUUAAUUCUCACUGGGCUCAUUUUCUUUUACUCAUAUGUACCACCCAGCCAGGAACUGUGCUGAGAGUUAGUCACUUUGAAGUCCUACUGUCUAGCAGUGACUGGCGCAGAGUAGGUAUCCAGUAAUGAAUCAAUGAAUAAAUAUUCUGUUGCUCCUCCAUUGAGGAGUACACUGUCUCAGUCAAUCACAAUGGCAGUUAAUAUUUACUGAAUGAUUACUUUGGACCAACCACAGUGCUUAAUUCAUCAGUAGGUUAAUUCAUUCCAUCCUAAUGACAACCUUAUACAGUGGGUGCGAUAUAUCAGCUCUAUCAAACAGGUGGGGGACUGAGGCUUAGAACAGUUAAGUGACUUGUCCAGGGAUACACAGUCAAGAAGUGGCAGAGCUGGGCUGCAAACCCGCGGACUUGGGUUCAGGGUUUUAAACUCGUAAUUAUGAUGUUUCCUUUCUUUCAAUAAAUUUGGGCAUUUGAUUAACAAAGAAUAUUUUAUGAAAUAAAACCUAGGAGAAAGUGC